AAUAUGGGCCGAGUCAUCAUUUCAGUCGCAAGCUAAGCUAGCUACUAGCCAUAGAUUGCAAGGACCACAAAAACGACUGCGUUACAUGCUCGCACCGCGAACGUAGAAGACGAUGCAGUGGUACUUCGUUGCGGCGCUCCUCACCAUUCUCACCAGCUCCCAGGGGAUUUUGACAACACUCUCUCAAAGUAAUGGACGGUAUUUGUAUGACUAUGCAACCGUUCCAUUUCUUGCAGAAGUUUUUAAGCUAGUGGUUUCUAGUUUACUUCUUUGGCAAGAGUGCCGGGUAUCGCCUUCUACAAGGAUGACCACGGGCUGGAAAAGUGUGCGGUUAUUUCCUAUUCCUUCGGUCAUAUAUCUAGUUCAUAACAAUGUUCAAUUUGCUACAUUAACUUACGUGGAUACGUCGACCUACCAGAUUAUGGGUAAUCUGAAGAUUGUGACCACUGCCUUACUAUUCAGGCUAUUCCUGAGGAGGAAGCUGUCUAAUAUAAAAUGGAUGGCUAUUUGUCUAUUAGCUGUUGGAACAACCACAAGCCAGAUUAAAGGUUGUGGAGAAGCUUCAUGUGACUCUCUAUUCUCAGCACCAAUCCAAGGGUAUAUGUUGGGGAUUCUAUCUGCUUGUCUAUCGGCAUUGGCAGGCGUUUACACAGAAUUUCUGAUGAAGAAGAACAAUGAUAGCUUGUAUUGGCAGAAUGUACAAUUAUAUGCGUUUGGUGCAAUUUUCAAUAUGGCACGGCUUCUUGCAGAUGAUUUCAGGGGUGGAUUUGAGAAUGGUCCUUGGUGGCACCGUAUUUUUGAUGGAUACAGUAUUACAACUUGGAUGAUUGUAUUAAACCUUGGAUCCACAGGCUUGCUGGUUUCAUGGUUGAUGAAGUAUGCUGACAAUAUUGUGAAGGUGUAUUCCACAUCAAUGGCCAUGCUGCUUACAAUGGUUUUAUCUGUAUACCUUUUCGAUUUCAAGCCUGCACUGCAGCUUUUCUUAGGUAUUAUUAUCUGUAUGAUGUCCCUACACAUGUAUUUUGCCCCUCCAAACAUGCUGGUGGAUUUGCCAUCAACCACUGAAGCAUCCCAUGAGAGUCUAAAAGAAGUUUGUGUUGAACGAAGAACAGAUUCCUGGUGUUUCUCUUGUUCAAGGAAACUGAUAACUUUUGUCAGAUGCCCAGUGGAAAUGGCUACUAACUUAUUAAUGAAUUGCAAUAUUCCAUGGAAUAUAUGGAGAGGGGAUACCACACAACGUCCAUCGAGAAGCAUCUGUAGUUGGAAACCACCCUGUUGACAUCUGGGUUCUUCAGGGGAACAGAACAAUCCCCCCCGCUUACAAUUACUAUCCUGAGUUGUGACAGAACAAAUGUAUUCCAUUUUUUACAUGAACAGACUGACAUGUAGAUUGUUUUCAAAAUAUUUUUUAGCUCCAUGUACUGAUAAUCUUGUUCAAAACUUAAAUUCCACUAA
Molecule: messenger RNA, 1455 nt
Organism: Juglans microcarpa x Juglans regia
Lineage: Eukaryota; Viridiplantae; Streptophyta; Magnoliopsida; Fagales; Juglandaceae
Product: CMP-sialic acid transporter 1-like
Biological process (GO): pyrimidine nucleotide-sugar transmembrane transport
Cellular component (GO): Golgi membrane
Molecular function (GO): pyrimidine nucleotide-sugar transmembrane transporter activity
Source: RefSeq, a predicted model, not a curated record